This is a messenger RNA of Etheostoma spectabile (orangethroat darter), 1352 nucleotides long. RefSeq names its product urate oxidase (gene uox). Gene Ontology annotation, cellular component: peroxisome. The record is from RefSeq and is a predicted model, not a curated record. Gene Ontology annotation, molecular function: urate oxidase activity. Gene Ontology annotation, biological process: urate catabolic process; purine nucleobase catabolic process. Lineage: Eukaryota; Metazoa; Chordata; Actinopteri; Perciformes; Percidae.
AUUCAGACAUGCACUUUGGGUUCUCUCUGUGAUCCUAAAUAAAGCAAGAGUGUGUGUUUGUGUGUAAAUUUGCAUGCCUGAAGGUGUAACCACAGACACACACAUGCACACACACUGUAACAGGUAAAACGGGUAGAACUUGGCCUAACACAACUUCCAAUAGCAAAAUAAAGUGCAAAGGUGGCACCACCUACUCUACAAAAUCCUCCUCAAUCGGUAGAGACACCUCUGGUAGGAGGAACAGGAGAGACAGACAGCAGGUAAAGGAAAGGAAGAUACCAUGGCAACUCCUUCAGAUCAGAAUGUGGAGUUUGUGCGAACAGGCUACGGCAAGAACACAGUGAAGGUGCUGGUGAUCAGGAGAGAGGGCAGCCGCCACUUCAUCAUCGAGCUGAAAGCUGACGUGGAGCUCACACUUAAAUCGCAGAAAGAUUAUCUAACUGGAGACAACUCAGACAUCAUCCCCACCGACACCAUCAAGAACACCGUCCAUGCCCUGGCCAAGCUUAAGGGGGUGAAGACCAUCGAGCAGUUUUCUAUGGAUAUCUGUCUUCAUUUCCUGACCUCCUUCAACCAUGUGCUGAGGGCCAAAGUUUACAUGGAGGAGGCUCCAUGGAGAAGGUUGGAGAAGAAUGGGGUAGAGCAUGUUCAUGCAUUUAUCUAUAGCCCAGAAGCAUGUCGCUUCUGUGAUGUUGAACAGACUCUCAAUGGCAUUCCAAUAGUUCACAGUGGGGUGAAGAACAUGACAGUGCUAAAAACCACCCAGUCUGGUUUUGAGGGUUUCUACCAAGACCGCUUCACAACUCUGAAAGAGACCAAGGACAGGUGUUUCUGCACCUCUGUCUAUGCUAGGUGGCGCUACAACAAGAGUCAUGAUAUUGACUUUGAUGCUGCAUGGAAGUGUGUGAAGGAGACAAUUAUUGAGAAGUUUGCUGGCCCCUACGACUGUGGAGAGUUCUCACCCUCUGUGCAGAAGACCCUUUAUGAAACACAGGUUCUGGCCCUGCAUAGAGUUCCUGAGGUUGAUGAAAUAGAGAUAGUCAUGCCCAACCAGCAUUACAUCACUAUAGACAUGACAAAAAUGGGCCUCGGUUCUUCUUGCCUUGGAUAACCCUGCGGGCAACAUCACAGGGACAGUGCGCAGGAAACUGCAAGCCAAGCUGUGAAGGCACCAACACGUUCAGGAAAUGCUGCUGCUGCAAUCUAUCAAUCUGAAUAAGUUACUUAAAAGAAAAGUAACAACAGUUACCUUCAAAUAUUUUGUCAGAAUAACACUACACUGCAACUCAAGAUUUUCUCAAAUAUGAAGCAUUGUCCUUUUUAAUGUAAGUAAAUAAAGUUAAAUAAAUGAA